CCCGCUCCGGAAGCGCGUUUCUUUCUGCUUCCACGUCGCUGGCGAAAGGGCCUUUUAUCGCGAUAGUUCCAUCUUUCCUCGAAGGCCUCCGCCGCACCUACAUCGCGCGAGACCGCGGAGCGAGCAGGAGCGUGUGGCGCGCGCGGCGGCCGCGACGGGCGCAAGAUGGCGACGGCAACCAUAGCUCUCCAGGUCAAUGGCCAGCAAGGAGGGGGGUCCGAGCCGGCGGCGGCGGCGGCAGUGGUGGCAGCGGGAGACAAAUGGAAACCGCCACAGGGGACAGACUCCAUCAAGAUGGAGAAUGGGCAGAGCACAGCCACAAAGCUGGGACUGCCUCCCCUGACGCCUGAGCAGCAGGAGGCCCUCCAGAAGGCCAAGAAGUACGCCAUGGAGCAGAGCAUCAAGAGCGUGCUGGUGAAGCAGACCAUCGCGCACCAGCAGCAGCAGCUCACCAACCUGCAGAUGGCAGCAGUGACAAUGGGCUUUGGAGAUCCUCUCUCACCUUUGCAAUCGAUGGCAGCUCAGCGGCAGCGGGCACUGGCCAUCAUGUGCCGGGUCUACGUGGGCUCUAUCUACUACGAGCUGGGCGAGGACACCAUUCGCCAGGCCUUUGCCCCCUUUGGGCCCAUCAAGAGCAUUGACAUGUCCUGGGACUCUGUCACUAUGAAGCACAAGGGUUUUGCCUUUGUGGAGUACGAGGUCCCAGAAGCUGCACAAUUGGCCUUGGAGCAGAUGAACUCGGUGAUGCUGGGCGGCAGGAACAUCAAGGUGGGCAGGCCCAGCAACAUAGGGCAGGCCCAGCCCAUCAUAGACCAGCUGGCAGAAGAGGCACGUGCUUUCAACCGAAUCUACGUGGCUUCUGUGCACCAGGACCUCUCGGACGAUGACAUCAAGAGCGUGUUUGAGGCCUUUGGCAAGAUCAAAUCUUGCACGCUGGCCCGGGACCCUACGACUGGCAAGCACAAGGGCUAUGGUUUCAUUGAGUAUGAGAAGGCCCAGUCGUCUCAAGAUGCCGUGUCUUCCAUGAACCUCUUUGACCUGGGUGGCCAGUAUUUGCGGGUGGGCAAGGCUGUCACACCCCCCAUGCCCCUGCUUACACCUGCCACACCUGGAGGCCUCCCGCCAGCUGCUGCUGUGGCCGCAGCUGCAGCCACAGCCAAGAUUACGGCUCAGGAAGCAGUGGCGGGAGCAGCGGUGCUGGGCACUCUUGCCACGCCUGGACUGGUAUCCCCUGCACUGACUCUGGCCCAGCCCCUGGGGGCUUUGCCUCAGGCUGUCAUGGCUGCCCAGGCCCCAGGAGUCAUCACAGGUGUGACCCCAGCCCGGCCCCCCAUUCCAGUCACCAUUCCUUCUGUGGGAGUGGUGAACCCCAUCCUCGCCAGCCCUCCAACGCUGGGUCUCCUGGAGCCGAAGAAGGAGAAGGAGGAGGAGGAGCUGUUUCCUGAGUCAGAGCGGCCGGAGAUGCUGAGUGAGCAGGAGCACAUGAGCAUCUCGGGCAGCAGUGCCCGCCACAUGGUCAUGCAGAAGCUGCUCCGCAAGCAGGAGUCCACAGUGAUGGUUCUUCGAAACAUGGUGGACCCCAAGGACAUCGACGACGACCUGGAGGGAGAAGUGACCGAGGAGUGUGGCAAAUUUGGUGCUGUCAACCGCGUCAUCAUCUACCAGGAGAAGCAGGGCGAGGAGGAGGAUGCAGAGAUCAUUGUCAAGAUCUUUGUGGAAUUUUCCAUGGCCUCCGAGACUCACAAGGCCAUCCAGGCCCUCAAUGGGCGCUGGUUUGCUGGCCGCAAGGUUGUGGCUGAAGUGUAUGACCAGGAGCGUUUUGAUAACAGUGACCUCUCUGCGUGACCUUGGCCCCAUUCCCCGGACUUGCACUUGCUCUUGUUUCCUCUGGGUUUUAUAGUGUCUCGGCCCGGCCGCCCUGUGCGCAUAAAGGUGCAGAUGCUGCUGGCCCUGAAGGCCAUGUGUGACAGUGGUCUUGUGCUUAUUCACUUGGAGGCCCAGCCUGGGGGCGGGGGGCUGCGGACCCUUGGACCGCCCUGUACGCGAGAACGAGGAGGAGGGCGGUCACAGUUCAGCAGGGGCCGGUUAUGAGAGGAGGGAUGUGGGCUGGAUCGCGUGGUCGCGGGCCCAAAGCCAAGGAGGGUCCGGGCGAGGCGGGAGGAAGUCUGGGCCCGGAUGCGGCGGAGGCGCUGGGUCUCGGACCACGGUGGAC
Molossus molossus (Pallas's mastiff bat) is the source of this 2212-nucleotide messenger RNA. It is a transcript of the gene PUF60, whose product is annotated as poly(U) binding splicing factor 60. Gene Ontology annotation, biological process: alternative mRNA splicing, via spliceosome; mRNA splice site recognition; regulation of alternative mRNA splicing, via spliceosome. The record is from RefSeq and is a predicted model, not a curated record. Lineage: Eukaryota; Metazoa; Chordata; Mammalia; Chiroptera; Molossidae. The transcript has 12 exons. Gene Ontology annotation, molecular function: RNA binding. Bases 166 to 1845 code for a protein of 559 amino acids. Gene Ontology annotation, cellular component: precatalytic spliceosome; catalytic step 2 spliceosome.